UUUCUUGAAGAGAUAUUGCAUCUCGAAGGCAAGGGCAGCCUCAGGAACGCGCCGUGUUCUGGGUGCGGUGAUCUUUCCCCCAACUAUCGUUGUGAAGACUGUUUUGGUGUCAAUCUCCAAUGUUCAUCCUGUAUCAAAACUGCACACCAACUCCAUCCACUCCAUAGAUUGCAGAAAUGGAAUGGAAUGUUCUUUGAACGUAUCACCCUGAAAGCCCUUGGGCUCCGAAUCCAAUUGGGCCAUGCACCUGGUCAGGUGUGCCCCAAACCCCGUCGCGCCUUCAAUGAUGAUUUCGUUGUCAUGGAUUCUCAUGCUAUUCAUGAGGUAUCACUCGACUUCUGCGGUUGUUCAAAUGCAGUCGCACACGUACAACAACUUCUUCGAAUCUCUUGGUUUCCUUCCACGACGGCCAACCCUAAAACGGCAGCAACAUUCUGUCUCCUGGAGGAAUUCCAUAUAUUGUCUUUUGAGUCUAAGGUAUCGGCUUGUGAAUUUUACAAUGCUCUUAUGCAGAGAACCAACAACACUGGUCUGGCCCCUGUGAAGGUUAGUAAGCAUGUUGAUCAGCACGCUCGCAACAAAGCUAAUGCGAUCACAAAGUCUCGAUAUGAGUGUUUCAUAUGA
This is a messenger RNA of Suillus fuscotomentosus, 624 nucleotides long. RefSeq lists its product as uncharacterized. The record is from RefSeq and is a predicted model, not a curated record. NCBI's taxonomy places the organism in Eukaryota, Fungi, Basidiomycota, Agaricomycetes, Boletales, Suillaceae. The annotation marks the transcript as partial. The transcript is spliced from 2 exons.